Molecule: messenger RNA, 810 nt
Organism: Triticum urartu
Lineage: Eukaryota; Viridiplantae; Streptophyta; Magnoliopsida; Poales; Poaceae
Source: RefSeq, a predicted model, not a curated record
UCUGCCACGCGCCUGAGCCCGUAACUGCCACCAACGCGCGCUCGACGAGAGGAGAGACAGAGAUGGCGCAGGUCUGGGCGGUGUUCCUGGCCGUGGGGUCGCUCGCCAUCGGCAUGCUCGGGGUGCUCGGCGUCUGGCUCUGCUACCUGUUCCAGGCCGUGGCGUUUGGCCCGCCCCCCGCCCCGCCGCCCGAGACGCCGGAGACGGUCGACGACGACGACGACAAGAACGGGCUAUCAGAGGCGGAGCUGAGGCAGCUGGGCGGGGUCGUCCAGGCGGCGACCCCGAACGGCGAGGAGGAGGAGGAGGAGGUGCUCUGCCCUAUCUGCCUCGACGCCAUGGAGCCCGGCCGCGCCGUGCGCGUCCUCCCCGGCUGCAACCGCGCCUUCCACCAGGACUGCGUCGACCGGUGGCUGGCCAUCUCGCCGCGCUGCCCCGUGUGCAACAUCUGGGCCACGCCGCAGUCGCCGCGGGCCUCGCCGACGGCGGCCAAGACUGCUCCGGCUCCAGGGUGCUGACAUGGGCGCGGCGCGCGCGCGUUCUUGGUUCUUGACGAUUCUUGGUCUGGCUCUGAACCUCUGAUUACGAAGCCUUCUUGACCAACUCUAGUUAGUUUUCUUGGCUCUUGUGAGUCCUUGUCUGCUAGUACAUGGUUGUGUAUAGGAUUCUUGAACCGGAGACUGCAUGUAGUUACUGCGAUUCUAGAAAGAAAUGAGUAGGCUUUUUGCAGAUUUGGUUCCUUUUCUUCUAUAUCAGAUCGUCACAUUUGGCCGCAUUGGGUCUGUUUGAUGAACGAGAAGCAGUAAAUGC